Ostrea edulis (European flat oyster) is the source of this 8107-nucleotide messenger RNA. RefSeq names its product protein prune homolog 2-like. NCBI's taxonomy places the organism in Eukaryota, Metazoa, Mollusca, Bivalvia, Ostreida, Ostreidae. The record is from RefSeq and is a predicted model, not a curated record. The transcript is spliced from 21 exons. Bases 460 to 6396 code for a protein of 1978 amino acids. Gene Ontology annotation, cellular component: cytoplasm. Gene Ontology annotation, molecular function: exopolyphosphatase activity.
UAUGUGUGGAACAAAUUUAUAAUUAUACGUAGCGUAUUUAUCACUGCAUGCAUAAUUUAUAAAUCAUAUCAUAAUUAAAAACUAAAAUAAUGAUACAACGUAAUGAAAGUAAAAAAAAAAAGCACACCCAUAACAUGUAGAACGAAAACAAAAGAAAGAAAGAAAGAAAAGAUAAAAAAUAGGAGACGUUGAAAAUUCCGAUCGGGUUCAAACACAAGUUAGAUGAACUUUGAACUGUACGAACGUAAACAUUCCCACUUCCGCUAGUUGUAGAUAGGAAGAUGUGCGAAGUUUGGCGCAGAAAAUCCAGCGUGUAGCAUUCAGUGUUUAUAAAACGUGUGCCUGUGGAAUAUUCUGCUCAGUAAAAGAUGGUGGCACAGAAGUGUGCAUUUAAUUUUCUAGGUUAAUCUCACUAUGUCGAUGUGUACUAAAGCUGUGUGAAAGAAAAGAUCCGGAACCAUGGAGCAAUUUUUACAAGAAACGAAAAGCUGUCUGGCGAAGAAAAAUUACAACGAUAAAACAAUACAUGUUGUUAUUGGCAACGAGGCAUGUGACCUUGACUCAGUGAUUUCAGCCUUGACCUAUGGCUACUUCCUUCACAAGACAUCAACGUCCAGCCAAACUUUAUGUCUUCCCGUGCUCAAUACUCAGAAAUCUCGCUUUCAUCUCAAAACGGACACAAAAUUUCUCCUUAGUAAAACAGGAAUAAACCCGGAUUGUUUGACCUUCAAGGACGACCUUGAUCUUCAUGACCUCCAUCAACAAGGCAGACUGUCCUUGACCCUGGUUGACCACAAUGUGUUGGUUGGAGGUGAUGUUGUACUAGAAGACAGUGUUUCCACGGUGAUUGAUCAUCGGCCAUUAGAAAGAAAACCUAGUGACAGAGUUAAGGUAGUACAGGAUUUGGUGGGGUCCUGCUGUUCACUGGUGUCCGGAAUACUGCUGGACUGUCCGGAAUUCACUCUCUGUCCACUGACAGCCACAUUGUUAUUGGGUACAAUAUUAGUGGACACCGUGAAUACGAGCCCAGAGGCAGGAAAGACAACUCUUCAUGACGAGGAGAUGUUACGCAGACUUACACAGAUAGUACCUGACCUAGAUAAGGACCAAUUGUAUAAAGACAUUCAGGAGGCAAAAAAUGACAUCACAGCUCUGAGCACACAGGAAGUCCUGGAGAAAGAUCUGAAGUGUGUUGUCCAUGGCGACCGGUCGGUGGUUACGUCGUCCGUACCCGCGUCUUUAGAGGUAUUUUUGUGUCGUCCCGAUGUGUUGGAGGCCAUGGGUUCAGUGAUGCAUGAACGGAAAGGACAGAGUAUGGUUGUCAUGACAAUGCAUGUGAACAAAGGGGUCCCUAGCAGGGAAAUUUUAAUUUUCUCGCAAAGUGAAGCUGAAACAAAGAAGCUGGCAGAAUUCUUAAAGACAAAUCAAGAAAUUGAACUAUCCUUGCAACCUUUCACCUGUGACCUUAAAUCCUCAUUAGCAUAUUACCAAGGAAAUGUCAAAGCAUCUAGAAAGAAAGUCUUACCAUUGGUCAAAUCUUAUCUGCAAGUAACAAACAUACCUCAGGGUGACCUGCUGUUGAACUUUGACCCUUUGGGGUCAACUGUGAACUCCGACACUCUUUUAGAUUUUUCAGAUAAUUCUGCAUCAGUGCCAAAGGACAGCGGGAGCACGAAUCCCAUCUUUUUGCUUGAACCAGCAGCGAAUUCUAACAACAAUUCUACCUCACGGGAUCUCCUGGGAUUGUUUGAUAGCACUGCUACCCAAAAUAAUCCCAAAAUCAACAUCAAGCUAUCUAACUCCCCUGAGGGGCCAUCCACCAGUUCAGGAAUUCCCGAUUUGUUGGGAGAUUUCACGGAGGCCGAUGUGAUGGAGUCUCCACUACGCACCCCAGAUUUGAUGCAGAGUCUUUCGGAGGCUUCUUCCGGCCCAGGUUCCACAAUGAACUCUCAUCCGGGGUCGGGAUAUCCUAGUCACACAGUAACACCCCCAGAAACAGCCACGCCCCCCAACAGUCUGAUCUCAUCAGGGUUUCAUAGCAACAACGAAUUUACGCUACCUAGCAUGAACAACGCAGAAAUUAUUGAAAAGAUUCAGCAGAAAAAAAGCCAGAUGAUGCCUCAUGGAUCUAGAGGAGACUCCUCGGAAAAUUAUCCAUUUACUCCGAAUAACAGCGUGGCGGACAUUCAGUUUGACUCCUUGGCAAGGGAACAUAAUCUACGCACUUUGAAUAAUUCUCAGAUGGUGCAACAGGUGGAACACAAGAGGAAGUCUUUAGGUGGAGAAGCGGAGCUGUUGCCUGCAUCAGACCUAGGCGGGGAGAAUGUGCCCUUCACACCACAAAACAGUUUUGUGUCGGAACAGUUUAGCGAGUUUUACAGUCGUGAAUCCAGUCUCCCAAGUCUGAAUAACGCAGAAAUGUUGCAACGAAUUCAAGAGAAACGGGCAAGCAUGGCAGGAGGCGAUAUUGAGGCUGACCGAGAGGAGGAGGAGGACUCGGUUCCUUUCACUCCCCAAAACAGCUUCAUAGAAAGUAACUUUGACUUGAUAGCGAAGGAGUACAUGUUACCUAGCCUGAACAAUGCAGACACGGUACGACAGGUUCAACAGAAACGUUCCUCACUGAGCAGCAGACUAGAAGAUACAGAAGCAGCCGAGUCCGCUGCUCCUGUAGAAGGGGGCGUGUCCUCAACUGAUGCAGAGGGAGGUGUGUCCCCUGGACAGAGUUUCUCCCCUUUCACUCCUCAGAACAGCUUCGUGGAAUCCAAUAUGGAGAAGUUUGACAAACUAGGCCUGGAUUUUAAUUCCCUCAAUACCCGUCUUCUCGACAUCAGUCAGGAUAAACCCACGGCAGCUCUACCACUGGUGCCAAAUUUAUCACAGCUUGACCCCAUGACCUUUAACCCCACGACAACCAUACCGGAAAAUGUGGUUGCCAAGAAAAUAGCUGAAGACAUGACGAUGGACUCUCAACAAGCUUCUGCAAGCUGGCAGCUGCUGGAGUUGGACUUUGAUGAUGACAAUGAUGGUGACAGCACUGCAAAGAAUCAUGGGAAAUCCAGUGGAACUAUGGGAAAAGAGGGUGCCCCAGGAGCUCAGAAGGAGGGAAGCCAGUCUGACGAGACUGGGCCAAUGAAGGGGGAUUCCCCUUUACAGGAUGUAGCCUUCUCCCUGGCAGGGGACCUAAUUGAACAUGUGUUGGACAACUUUGAACCGGAGGGAGUUUUAGUGAACAAUGCAUUAGCUGGUUCUCCUGCUGCAGGGGAUGGAUCGGAUGUUCUGGAACCUACACUAGAGAAGCCGGUGGAGGAGAGACGGGUACCAAGUGUGACUGUCACCAAUAUUGACCCGGAAUCACCACUGAGGAAGGCAGCCAGUAAUAAUCAGCUGAUCACCUUGGAAACAGAAUACCUGUCCAGAGUUGACCCAUUCCACGGAAACUAUGACCUAGUUACCAACCAAGGGGAUCGGGAAGUCGUGGAGAGCUCGAGUUUCCGCAGAAUAAGCGGGGAAUCCCCGAAAACAGUCCGUGAGGAAAUUCUGAAAGCAGUCUCCCCUGAAUCGCUGGCGGACAAGGAACUGUCAGCUGGCUCAGAGGCAGGAAGUGAGGAGGAAUGGAAUGAAGAAAGGACGGAGAAGAAUGCAGAUAGAAAGAUUGAAGAAGGAAAAGAGGGAGGAGUGAUUGAGGAAAAAGAUGGAAUCAAAAUUGAAACCGAAGAUUCUGAGAAUACAGAGGAACACCCCCCUUCUCCCUUGCUACAGGUAGCACAGAAUCUGACAGAGGCUGUCAUCAAAAACGCAGUCCAACUAAUCCAGUCAGAGACAGUGCCCUCACCAGAAUCAAACGAGGAAAAGGUUACCUCAGAUUCUCCGCCAUCGCCAGAAUCAAACGGGGAAAAGGUUACCUCAGAUUCUCCGCCAUCACCAGAAUCAAUGGAGGAAAAGGUUACCUCAGGUACUCCGCUACCACCAGAAGCAAACGAGGAAAAGGUUACCUCAGAUUCUCCGCCAUCACCAGAAUCAAAUGAGAAAAAGGUUACCUUAGACUCUCCACCAUCGCCAGAAUCAAACGAGGAAAAGGUUACCUCAAAUUUUCCGCCAUCGCCAGAAUCAAACAAGGAAAAGGUUACCUCAGAUUCUCCGCCCUCACCAGAAUCAAACGAGGAAAAGGUUACCUCAGAUACUCCGCCAUCGCCAGAAUCAAACGAGGAAAAGGUUACCUCAGAUUCUCCGCCAUCGCCAGAAUCAAACGAAGAUAAAGUUUCCCCAGAUUCUCUGUCGUUGCCAGAAUCAAACGGAGAAAAGGUUUCCUUAGAUUCGCCAUCAUUGCCAGAAUCAAACGAGGAAAACGUUAACCCAGAUUCUCCGUCUAUGUUCAAUUUUGACUCGGUGGACAGCAUGGAAGAAUCUGGGUCGUCACCAUCGGACAGAUCGUCCUCGACAACGGAGGCCAGCUACAGGCUCUCCUCCCCAGAGUGCACGGGAGGAGCUGAGGGCGAGGACCGCCCCGUGGUAAAUAACUCCUGUCUCUCCCAGGGCAGCAUUAGUAACGAGAGUUUAUCAUCGUAUGCCGUCAUCAGAAGUGAUGUGGAUUUAGAUAAGGUACAAAAAUCUGGGAUAUCAUUCGGCAGUAUCAGCAAUGAAAGUCUGUCAUCGUAUUCCGGAAUGAAGAGUGACCAGAAUGAAGAAAGUCUGUCGACUUUUUCCGGAAUGAAGAGUGACAAGGAUGUAGACAAAAGUGGCGGUGCUGGGCUGUCUGUAGCUAGCAUCAGCAACGAAAGUUUGGCGUCGUACUCGGGUGUCAAAAGUGACAUGAAUUUAGUAGAUUUACAGGGUGAGGUCUUUCCUUCGUCAGAUGAUUGUGUACCUGGGAAUCCACCAUCUAUAACAGCCGAGGAGUCAGCUGAUGCGAAAGUGACCGAGGAAAGCUCCGUGGUGCUAUUCAAAGUGGAAUCCGACGAUAAUCUAGAACAAGAAUCGGAUGAAAUGAGAAAAAAGAUAGAAGGAGCUUCUAGGGACAUGGUGAUAAAUGGAUUGACCAGCGUUAUACUGGACGAGGAAGUCCGAUUGUCAGAGUCUUCCAUGUCCUCCAACCUCACGCCAACGAGUCCAGUGGACGAGGAAGUCCGAUUGUCAGAGUCUUCCAUGUCCUCCAACCUCAUGCCAAUGAGUCCAGUGGACGAGGAAGGGACGGUGAAAUCAUCUCAGUCCAAUGAGGGCCUCGCUUCCAUGUCGGUGUCCAGUGAUGCAUUUGAUGUUGUGGACUCCACAGGGAGGAAGGAUACAGCUGAGGAUUUGGAUGAAACCAAGAAAACUUCAAGUAAUGAUAUGAACGAUCAAGAGAAAAAAUUCAAGGAUCGACUUAGGGGCCUGGACCUGUCUGACGAAUGGCAAGAGGACGAUAUACCCGGAAUGCCCCCCGCAGAGAAUGUGUCGGAAUCCAGCGACUCGGAAGGUUCACGAUCGAGACAUUCCAGUAACUCCAGCUUCUCCAGUACGGAGGGAGUGCGAUCGUCGUCACUUAUCACUCACCCAAAGAAAAAGAUCACAGCCAAUCUGAACAUCCUUAGCGAUGACCUUGACGAUGAUGGCAUGGACCCCGGAGACGGCCUCGAGUGGGAAAAUGACACCCCAAUCAAACAGAUGGAACCUAUCCCACAAUUCUCCGCUCAGGAUGAGUACAAGGAAUCGAAACUCUGGAAGGGUGUGGAGAUCGGGGGGAAGAGUAUGAAAAUUGACCUGAAGGUCAUUGAGCCGUACAAAAGAGUGCUCUCUCAUGGAGGUUACUAUGGCGAUGGGCUGAAUGCCAUUAUUAUAUUUUCGGGUUGCUACUUACCGGAUCGUAGCAGACGAGAUUACCAGUAUGUGAUGGACAACUUAUUCAUGUAUGUGAUAAGUACAUUGGAGACUCUGGUUGCCGAGGACUACAUGAUUGUAUAUUUCCAUGGUGCUACUCCCCGGCGACAGAUGCCGAGUUUUGGUUGGCUGAAGAAAUGUUACCAGAUGAUUGACAGAAGACUACGGAAGAAUCUGAAGUCCCUGUUGCUGAUUCACCCCACGCUGUGGUUAAAAACCAUCGUGAUGAUGACAAGGCCCUUUAUCAGUGCCAAAUUUUCCUCCAAGCUGCGGUUUGUGCGAUCGCUGUCAGAUUUAGGUCAGAUCAUUCCGAUGGAGUACAUCAACGUCCCAGAACAAGUACAACAAAUAGAAAUCAUGCUGGCACAAAAUCCCAAUUUUCUGGAGGAAUUUGACAAUGAAAAGGAAGACAAAAAGAAAGAAAAGGAAAGAAAGAAAGAAGAAAAACGAAAGAAGAAGGAGGAAGAGAAACAGAAAAAGCAGGAGGCUAAGACAGCCUCCAAGGGAAAAGGACUGAAGGGUUUCUUCAGAAGGAAGUGAAAUAUGGAAGUUAAGGAAGCAUAACACACCAAUGAAAAAUGGCAGCCAUGGAAACUAGGAAAUGCCUUCUAAGUUUUGUUUCACAGAGCAAAAAUGUUGCUGUUUUAGUUUAUUAUCAUUAAGACAAAAAUAGAUUUGAAACCCCUGUCAAACUCGGCAUGGUUUAUCUUUCGUAUUCCACAGACCAACCCAGACAGGUGUAGAAUCUUAAAAGGUCAAUAUAAUGAUUCAUCACAUUAUUAUUUUAUUACAUUUAUGGGAUACAAGUAAAUAUUUGUGAUAAAGUGGUAUUCCUCCUGUCAUUUUUUAAUGGAAAUAGGUUAAAAAUAUCAAGAAAUGAACAGCAAUUUAAUUGAUAUUUGUAUGGCAGAAGAAAACGUGCAUUUCUUUCAAAAUAUUUUCUCAUGUGCAUGGGUAUUCAUGACGUAAAGGUAUGUUGAUUAAGUGUUUUACUGUGAUAGAAAUUAGCUGUGUUUGAUAAACCAUCGACAAUGAAGUUGAUUUUUUUUUUUUGAUUUUAUGGAUUUAUUUUUGUUUUAAAUUUGUACAUUUCAUUUUAUUUAAAUUCAUUUUGAUCGUGUGUGGUACACGAUUUAUAUUUUUGCUUAACCAAAUUUGUGAAAUGUAUGUAUGUUAUGUGAUCUGCUAAAAACAAUCCAUACUCUUGAUAAGAUAUGUUUUCAUUCAAUGUUGCAUGUCAACAAGAUCACCUUAAAAUGUAUACUAUCAACUGAUUUGCACAAAGGAUCAGAAAUGUGAUUGAAUAUUGUAUGAAUUAUAGUCAAACCUCAUUAUUUUAACUUGAUGGAGCCGAGAAAAAACCUUUGCGAUAUCCGAGUGUUGGAAAUAUUGAGGUUAAAUUCAUUAAGAAAUUCCAGAUAUCAAUGUUCGAGAUUGAACUGUGUCUUGUUUCUUUGAUAUUUACGCACAGCACUUAAAUCGGUAAGAAUAUACGUGUUAAAUAAUACACGUGUACUAAUUGUGUACAUCACUUAAAUCGGUAAGAAUAUACGUGUUUAAUAAUACACAUGUACUAAUUGUGCAGGGGAGGAGAGUGCCUUGUAAUUUAAAAAAAAAAGCAGUCAACACUUGUUUUCGCCUCAGUUUAGUACAAAUUUUUUUCAUUUUGAAAUUUUCACUGAAAUUUUUGACAGUAGCUAGCCUUUUAAUAUUUCGUGCAUACUCUAAAUGUUUUACUUUUCGCUUCACUGAGACGUUCAGCAAUUGUGUGUAUAUUUAUCUGCUUUAAAUAUCCAUCAUGAUUAUUGGCCAUAAACUCUUGUGUAGAAAUAUAAAAUUGAUUUAUUCUUCUGAAAUAGCAUCAUCACGAGUUGUGUGCCAAGAAUUAACGUAGGAAAUGAAUGGAUGGUUUACCGCUUACAAAUCUUGACAGUUUGAUUUAUCACAAUACAUCAAUGUUUACUGUAGCAUUAUUUGUCGUAUAGUGACUUCCCACCUGUGUAUAGAUGUUAUAUGUGAUGUUGUGUAUAUCCGCAAUCGGGUUGAAAUAAGAUCUUGAUCCGCUCCCGAUAUGACAUGUUGCUACAGUGUCGACAUUUUAAACCGGGAGCGGAUUUAACAUCUUACUCUGAUUAAAUGCUGACAAUGUAUCUUUUCUGCUGAGGCAUAUUAUUCACUUGUUACAGUUGUUUCUCUUGUUUUGUAAAUAAUUUUGAAAUAUUUUAAUAAAUCACAAAAUUACAUAAUGGAA